Molecule: messenger RNA, 14183 nt
Organism: Podarcis lilfordi (Lilford's wall lizard)
Lineage: Eukaryota; Metazoa; Chordata; Lepidosauria; Squamata; Lacertidae
Source: the annotation of a GenBank genome assembly
GGCUUCUAGUGGGCGACAUGCGGCUGGGCUGGGCUCCGGCCUCUCACACAUCAUCCGUCCACAGUGCGGUGUGGAGGAGAAGGAUUUGAACGAGGUCGCCUGCUCUGGAGUGACAGGCUUUGCAACUCCCGAGGAACUUUCAGGCCUCAAGGCGGACGUCGCUAGGAAACGGCCGUGAGCUGCCGCUCUAGGAGUUCCCUUUCCCCCAUACUCACUAUCUCUGGGAGGAGGAGCGGCGGGGCUCUAUCCGCGCCUGCGCAAUCCCCAAAUGCUGCAGGUGGGUAAAAAUAAAAAAUUUGAAGCUCGGGAGCUCCGCCCCUUUUGACGCCCGGCGUCUCCCUCGCUCCCUUCCUUCCCUUCCGCGCCUGCGCGUCGGGCGUGGCUUCGGGCGCCCCUUUCCCUCCCGCUCCGGCCUGGGCCGCCAUUUUGGCGCUGCGCUCUGGCGGACGGAGGAGCCGAGAGCGGCUGAGGCGAGCUUGGCGGGCAGGGCCUUGAAAGAGCCGGCCGCUCCUCCCGAGGGGCGAAGGGCGAGCGGGAUGCGCCGCUUGAGCUGAGCAGGAGGAGCAGGAGGCCCGCCUCAGCCUCGCCCCUGCGCCCGCCUUCGCUUCCCCCGGGCCCCGCGGCCUGCCUGCCUGCCUGCCUGCCUUCCUCCUUCCUUCCCUCCCUCGCCAUGUCUUCGUCGUCCUCGUCGGUGGCGGUGGCGGCGCGCUUCGACCCGUCGGACCGCUCGUCGUGGUACGCGGGCCCGCUGUCCCGGCAGGAGGCCCAGGGGCGCCUGCAGGGCCAGCGCCACGGGACCUUCCUGGUGCGGGACUCGGCCACCUGCCCCGGCGACUACGUCCUGUCCGUCUCGGAGAACUCGCGCGUCUCGCACUACAUCAUCAACUCGCUGCCCGGGAGGCGCUUCAAGAUCGGCGACCAGGAGUUCGAGCACCUGCCGGCCCUCCUCGACUUUUACAAGAUCCACUACCUGGACACCACCACCCUCAUCGAGCCCGCGCCCAGGUCAGGAAGGAGGCACGGAGGCUCCUCGCAUGCAUACACGCCCCACAGCCAGCCAGCCACUGGCAUCCCGAGCGAGCGGCGGGAGCUCUCGUGAAGCCCCGCCAGGUGCCAGGACUAAGUGGCCCGUGAUGGCCUUGACCUUUGGGGUGCUUCCUCUCCCGCUGCAGGAAGCCCACCAUGUCACCACCCCUGGGAACAGGACCACAGGAAUUCUCACUGUCAGGCUGCUCUUUUAAUGGGGGGGGGGUGGAAGCGAGCACCAACACUUCUCCUUGUGCCACAGUAUGGGGCUAGCCCAGGGCUACUGCAGCUCCUGAGUCUGUAAGAGGUCACAGGGUGGCCUUGGGGAAUCUGUAUAUGUGUGUGUGCAAAAAGACCCAUGGAGCCACCUCUGAUAGGCGCAUAUGUCUUCAUCUUCUCAUGCUGCUGAGAUGCGGCAGGUGUUUUCCCAGAUGUUCCUACUCCAUGUGAGGGCUGUUGUAGCCCUUAAUCUCGUACUGGAUGUGGGCAUCCCAAAUUGAUGGGUAUGGCUGUCAACUUACUUUCCUCUCUACUUGUGAGAAGAGGAAACACAUGCGGUUGCCUUGUGCAUGUGUCACAGUUCACACUUGGAUAUUCUGAAAACCAAGUUAAACCUUGAAGUUACAAGUAAAGAAAUAAAAAUAUUUUUUUCACCCUCCUUUGUCAUCAAACCUGCCCCCCCCUACACAUAUCAAUGCCCAUUGCUUUCCUUGCCCACCAUUGCCCUGGUCACAUCAGGAAGUGCAGCUGCAGUGUGCUACUCCUGUCUUCAGUCAUUAUGCAUUUCACAGCUUCCCCUCACUUUAACUAGGUUGUAGGUAGCCAUGCCCCUCUUCACAAUCUGUAAACUAUUCUGAUUCGAUUUUGGAGCCCACGAUUGGUUGCUGGAAAUCUUAAGCAUUUGGAAUCUGUUUCCUUGAUUUGGGUAACAGCACCUCAUCGUAACGUAUGAAAUUUCUUCUCGCUUCUGCUUGUCUCUCCAAAUAGGGAGAUGACAAGUUCUCACCUAUGUGCCACACCUAUGUGUGAGAACACCUAUGUGUUCUCACCUAUGAGAGCCAAUGUGGUGUAGUGGUUAAGAGCGGUAGUCACGUAAUCUGGGGAACCGGGUUCGCGUCUCCGCUCCUCCACAUGCAGCUGCUGGGUGACCUUGGGCCAGUCACGCUUCUCUGAAGUCUCUCAGCCCCACUCACCUCACAGAGUGUUUGUUGGGGAGGAAGGGAAAGGAGAAUGUUAGCCGCUUUGAGACUCCUGAAGGGGAGUGAAAGGCAGGAUAUCAAAUCCAAACUCUUCUUCUUCUUCUUCUUCUUCUUCUUCUUCUUCUUCUCAGAAGAUGUAACAUGAGGUGGCUUAGUGGUCAGGUAAGGAAGAAGCCAACCAGCAGGAUAGGACAACUUCUGGAUUUGGGAAGACAAUUGGUUGAAUGACGUAGACAUGGGUGCUUCAAAACCAAACAUUCUGUAUUUUAUGAAAGUAGCUGUUCCCUAAAGCUGUGUUACACUUCUAAAUAGCUGUUCUGUUGGUAGAAAAUGGCGCAGCUGAGCACUGCCCUGCCACUUCUCCUGAGAUUAUUGUUUCCAUCCGUCCCGUCCCGUCCCCCCCCAGCAAAAAAAAAUGGACACUGAGCUCUAGCCUCUCCUGCUUCAGUAGUAGUUGCUACUGUGUUCAGCAGGGCCAGUGAAUGUGACUCACGUACAUUCCCCCCCCCCAGGGGGGCUUCUAUUGAGUAUGACAUACACUAGCCAUAAAGAACUCCCUCAAACAUUUCAACCCUAAUUUAAGAGAUCUGUUAUCUGCUACUAAUCCUCCUGUCUUCUUUAGGUAUCCAGCUGCACUGAUGGGAUCUGGAUCAGCCCCCAUCAUGACUACUGCAGAAGAUAACGUGGAAUAUGUCCGGACUCUUUAUGACUUUGCUGGAAACGAUGCAGAGGAUCUGCCAUUUAAAAAGGGGGAGAUCCUGGUCAUUGUAGAGAAGCCUGAAGAACAGUGGUGGAGUGCCAGAAACAAAGAUGGCCGUGUUGGGAUGAUUCCUGUUCCUUAUGUUGAGAAGCUUGUCAGAUCUUCCCCACACGGAAACAGGAACAGGAAUUCCAACAGCUACGGGAUUCCUGAGCCUGCCCAUGCUUAUGCUCAGCCUCAGACGGCCAGCCCUCUUCCCAACAUAGCCAAUACGCCUGGGGCAGUCAUCACUCCCCUCCCAUCCACACAGAAUGGACCAGUCUUUGCCAAAGCGAUUCAAAAGAGAGUUCCAUGUGCUUACGACAAGACUGCCUUGGCGCUAGAGGUAAGCUUUUCAGCUGGCUGGACGUGAGGCUUGGCUAUCCUGUCUAAAGGGAGUGUCUGCAGUCUUUCCGUUACGGGGGUUUUAAGCUAUUUUUGUAUUCGCGUACUUCUAUAGUUGCAUAUGGGCCUGUGACCAGGAGGGUGCCUGCUUUCCAUGUUGACUCUGGCAUCUGCAGAAUUCAGCUUCAGGAAUCUUGGCUAGCAGGUGCCAGGAAGGGUUCACAGGGCUGCUACCCUAGGUCAAACAUUGGAUUGACAGUGGGGAGAAAGCAGCCUCACACGUCAUUAUCAUCAUUAUCAUCGUUAGUAUUAUUAUUAUUAUAUCCUGCCCAUCUGGCUGGGUAACCCCAGCAACUCUGGGCAGCUCCCAACACAAUAUUAAAAACACGAUAAAACAUCAAACAUUAAAAACUUCCCUGAACAGGGCUGCCUAUAGAUGUAUUCUAAAAGUCAGAUAGUUGUUUAUUUCCUUGACAUCUGCUGGGAGGGCAUUCCACAGGGCGGGCACCACCACCGAGAAGGCCCUCUGCUUGGUACCCUGUAACUUCGCUUCUCACAGGGAGGGAACUGCCAGAAGGCCCCCGGAGCUGGACCUCUGUGUCCAGGCUGAACGAUGGGGGUGGAGACGCACCUUCAGGGCCGAGGCCGUUUCGGGCUUUAAAGGUCAGCAAACACUUUGAAUUGUGCUUGGAAACAUACUAGGAGCCAGUGAAGAUCCUUUAGGACCUGUGUUAUAUGGUUCCAGCAGCCACUUCUGGUCACCAGUCUAGCAGCUGUAUUCUGGAUUAGUUGUAGUUUCCGAGUCUGGUGUAGUGUCCUGGUUAAGUUCACUCCCUACAAAUCCUGGCCUAAAACAGAGCCAGCCACUUGGGUCACUUUAGUGAAAUGCAGUGAGAAACAGGCUGUUGGCUGCUCAUGAGGCUUGGUUGUUGCUGGUAUUUGUUAGGUAGGUUUAAAUGACAUCAUAUGCCCCAGGUCACUUGGAUGGGGCAAGAUAGUAAUCAUAUUUAGAUGUAAGGCAUUAAGCUGUGUAAAACUGGUACACUGAGGGUGCUUCUCCUGACUGCUGUGUGCACACCUUCCCUUAAGGACCUUAAAGCUUUUAAGACUGCUGUUUUCAGGUGGUUGUUGCUGCUGAGGCAGAGAUGGUCUGUUCCUGUACUUUUCAGGUAGUUUGUUGCAGAAAUCAGCCUUGGCUGCAGGUCUUCCCACCUCAUCUGCUGCUCAAUUUUGGACAGUGAAAUUCAUGUGUGUGCAUUCACAGGUGGGGUGUCUUAAAGGACCUUGUCUAGUCUAGCUCUCUGUUCCAUACAGGAAAUUCAGAACAAAUGCCCAGCCUCUGCUCAAAGCCUCCCAACCAGGUAGAGCUCAGCAUCACCGCCCCUCUCUGUCAUUGACUCCAUUUCUGAAUUACUCUUACUGUUAAGAAGUUCCUCAUCAUGUUCAACUGAAAUCCAGCUUCUGUGACUUAAAGUCCAUUAGAUCUCGUCCUUCCCUACAGCCUCACCAAGCUCAGGUUUCAGCAGUCCCUUCAGCCUUUCCUCAUAGGACUUGCUGGGCAUCCCCCUGACUAUCUUUACUGCCCUUCUGAAUCUCUUCCAGUUUCUUUUGGCAGCUGCCUUACACUGCAGCAGCCACAGAUGAGUUCUGACUAGUCCAGAAUCGAAGGAGAACUGUUAUUAGCCAGCCCAUAGUGAUAAACCUUAUUGCACGUAGCCUUUGCAAACUUCCCAUCAGUUCAUACCACAGACUAAUAGUUUACAUAAUAAAACGUACAUUGAUACCGUACAUUUAAAUAUGUUAUAAAUAAAAUCCAUAUCCACCAAAUUUACUGCACAUAAAACUUGGUUCAGUUCUUUAACAACGUUCAUAAAAAGGUGUGCAUGUAAUUUCUCGGCAUCUAGGCCAAGUAACAGUGCAAUAUAUAAGUAAUAGGAAAUUGGUAAAUAAUGGCAUUUCUUGAGGGGUUCUAAUCAGGUACAGUAAAAUAAUAAAUAGUGAGAUACCGUAUUUUUCGUUCUAUAGGACGCACAUUUCCCCCUCCAAAAAUUAAGGGGAAAUGUGUGUGCGUCCUAUAGAGCGAAUGCAGGCUGCACCGCUAAGCCCAAAGCCAGAACAGGAAGACGGAGCACUGCGGAGCGCUCUGUCUCGCUGCUCUAGCUUGGGGACGGCUGCGCGCAAACCUCUGCAGGGCAGCGGGGCGCUGUGCUCCAAAGGCUUCAGGGAUCUUUGAGGCUGGCGGUGGGGGAAAGCAGCGCUUCCCCCCACCGCCAGCCCCACAAGCUCUGGUGAAUGUACCUUGAACGCACCUUGUUUUGGAGGGGGAGAACAGGGAAAUUUUUUUUCCCCUUUUUCCCCCUCCUAUGGUCUGGUGCGUCCUAUGGUCCGGUGCGUCCAAUGGAGCGAAAAAUACGGUAUAUCCUCUGUAGACCUGCAUCCAAAGAGGCAUUAUUGCUCUGACUGGAGUAUGCAUUUUUAUUUCCCUUCAGGAUAUGUGAAUGGUAUUACAGUGGUACCUCAGGUUACAUACGCUUCAGGUUACAUAUGCUUCAGGUUACAGACUCCGCUAACCCAGAAAUAGUACCUCAGGUUAAGAACUUUGCUUCAGGAUGAGAACAGAAAUUGUGCUCCGGCGGCGUGGCGGCAGCAGGAGGCCCUAUUAGCUAAAGUGGUGCUUCAGAUUAAGAACAGUUUCAGGUUAAGAACGGACCUCCGGAACAAAUUAAUUACUUAACCCGAGGUACCACUGUACAUGGAAUCAAUGUUCUGCAAAGGCCUUACAUAACUAACUUGUUUUAAACUGUUUCUGAAUUUGUAUUUUUAAGUUCCUCUAACUUGCCCUGUAACCUUACAGUGAAGGACAGAUAAGAAAUCAAAAGAAUAAGAGUAGUUUAAUGUAUUGGUCACUUUCCACAAAGAGUCCCAAACUGACUGACAGAAAUAAGUAGGUUGCUGAGAUGUUUGCUUAAUGCUUUUGCGCUGACAGUAAAGAUGGUCAGCAGUUUUAUCUUACGCAAACAUCUUGGAAGAUAAAACUGUUGACCAUUUUUACCAGGGGUCGGUAAUGGGCUGGUUCACUCCAGUGGAGAUCCCUCCAUGGGCCGGAUCGCGCACGCAUGUUGGUGCGUGGGGCUGCGAUUUCCGGCGUCUGCGCAGACACGUUUUCUGGCAUCUGAGCAUGCACAGACGCGAUUUCCGGCGCCCCGGAAGCGAGUCGCCGCACUGCGCCGGUUUAGUGCAGCGUGUGGAUACUCACCAAGCGGGCGGCUCGUGGGCCGGUUAAACGACCCCCGUGGGCCGCUUGUGGCCCAUGGGCCUUAGGUUGCCUUCCCUUUAUCUUUACUGUCAGUGCAAAAUGUGAGCACAUCAAAUGGUCAGUGGCAGAUUUCAACUAUAAGAUUUUUGCAGUGAAGCAAUGAAACCUUUCACUUUAGUUACAACAGUGGCUUCUAAAGCUUCUCCUGGCUUUACUGCGAUUAUAUUGUGGGGAAAACAAUGAAACCUGUAAUCCUUUUAAGUAGAGCAAAAUAUGCCAGAUUGCAGCACCUCCAAGGAGUUCUUGACUUCUUCUCUCCAAUCUCAGAGUCACUUAAUGACUGUUUCCUGCCUGCCUUGUGGAGGAAACUGAGCCUGGACCUUUUGCAAGAGACUCAUUACUGGGUUUUGAAAUAGUUUAUUUUAUUUUCAUUUUAAACUUGCUAGCUAAGAGUUCAGAAUUGGCUCCUUUUUCUGUCCAUUUCAUUGAUUGUGCAGGUGCCUGUUUCUUCCUCCCUUGGUUUCCCACUCCAGCGCUUUCCUCUUGUCCCUCAUUUCCCUCCCCCCCCCCCCAAAAAAAUGUUUUACAAAUAAUGGAAAUAAGAUGAUAUUUUAAAUUAUGGUGGGGGAACUAUAGUGAACCCACCCUGCCCAGUGAGGCUGUACUGCAACUCUCAUCAUCCUUACCCUUUGCCAUGUUAAGUGGGGUGGGGGCUGAUGGGAGUUGGAGUCCCACAGCAGCUGGAGGCUGCCCACAGAUGCUGGCCAGCACUGUUAAACUCAACUUCUUUGGCACAUUUUCAUUUCAUGCCAUCCUUAUCUGUGAGUUCUUCAGAAAGUGUGUUGUUCCUCUUUAGCUGUGGCCGUUGUGGCCAUGGACUGUUAACAUCCCAAGUGUUUAAGUGGGUUGCUUAACUUAAAUGUGGAAAUACUUUGCUGUGGCUGAUAGCUGCUAAGCGAUGACUUCAGCCUUGUAAGGAUUUGGGGCUGGUAUUUCCUUGUUGGUGGUUUCCAUCUGCUUGUUGCUAAUUUCCGGGGUAAAACCUGCAAGGACAAAGGAGGAUUAAGUGACUUGGGGCAGAAUCUAGCCAGACCUUCUUGGCAAGGUCCACUGGAAUGAAUGGGGCAUAAGCAUUAGUUGUGGGGCUUGUGCUGACACUUGUGGCUUGAACAGUAACUUGGAACUUAGCUGCAGGCUUAGCAGUGAGUCAGAGGAAAUUAUGCGCCUGAGGUGCCUCAUUCUUUUUUUAUCCCUGUGUCUCUCAGCUCAAAGAAGGAGCGUGGCAGGCGUGAGUAAGCUUGUAGUGACUUGCCCGUUCCUAAGUCUCUAUAGUCUGCAUGGUCUGGGGCACGUGAUACAAGAUUUCCCUAAAAUACACCCAGACUUCCUCAUUUGGAUGGGACAACCCGCUUCCCAAAUGCCAGUGUCCCACCCCUUCCCCCCAGUUUCUGUCUUCCAAAUAGAGCCAGGCCUCUCUCCGCUGCUCCCCCACAAGUGAAAUGACAACCUGUUUUCUUGACAUUGAAAUAAUUCAUUAUGACUCUCUUUCCCAAACCUCACGGGACCCACCUUAUUUAAAUAUCUGAAAGGUCAAUCAGGCAGUUCCAAUGAAAGGAAAUUAUUAGUCUUUCAGCACAAAUACAUCUGACCAUAAUGCCAACAUGGUGCACAGCAGAGAAGCAGAGUUGUAAUAAUGCCAGUUUUGUGGAGGAGGAGGAUGCCUGGGGGCCACUUGGCCAUAGCUGGCCUUCUGCUGGCUCUGAGGUUCUCAACCUGUGAGGACGAAUCUUUCUGAUAUGGCUUUGGGCUUGCCACUCUGUUUUCCGCUUUGGGAGGAGGUGGACAGAAAGGAAGCAUCACAUGGGAGCUCUGAAGUCUCACAAAUGCAGCAGAGCCUCUCCUUGUGGCUCACUUUUGACAUCCAUGUUCUUAAGGUGGGCUUUGUCAGCUGCCCCAAGAAGCCCAAGGUCUGUCUGUCUUUUGACUUGAUUGUGUUGCUCACUACCUAGGACCAGGUACAUUUCUUUACAUAAGGGAGCAAGUAAAAAUGUGGACCUUCUACCAUCUCAUUCUUUUGUGUAUGCUUUGAGACCAUUCCUGCUGCAUCCUGAUAGUCACUGUUUAUUUAUUUAAAAUAUUUAUAGCUCAGCCCUCAUCUUCUAGCAAGCAGCAGCAAACCUUUAAGCGAGAGCAACGCCUGCUGCUGCUGUUGCCGCCACAACCUUUGAGCGGCUCUUGGGUGCUUGGUUGGGCCUUCUCUGUGGCAGCAUCUAAGCCAGGGGUAGGCAGCCUAAGGCCCAUGGGCCACAAGCGGCCCACGGGGGUCGUUUAACCGGCCCACGAGCCACCCCCGAAUCAAGCCGCCCACUCGGCGAGUCCCUGCCCACUGCGCUAAAGCAGCACAGCGCGAGGACUCACUUCCACAGUGCUGGAAAUCGCGUCUGCGCAGACGCCAAAAAUAACGUCUGUGUAGACACAGACGCCGGAAAUUGCGGGUGCGCGCGGGAUCUAGUCCACGGAGGGAUCUCCACCGGAGUCAACCGGCCCAGGCGAGGUAAACCUUGCCGACCCCUGAUCUAAGCUGUGGAAUUGCCUCCCCUUCUGUUAUGCCUCUACUUCCUUUGAUACAGGAGAUACCCACCUAUUCUUCGGAUUGUAAACUGUUUUAACUGAUUUUAAUACUUCAUUUUUGCUUUGUUGUAACCCACCCUGGGACCUGAUGGCAAAGAGCUCCAAUUAAUAAGAACAAGUUGUAAUAAUAAGUGGAGGUAGUGAUUAUCAAUGUUAUUUCCUACUGAAGUCUGCCCAUUGCUGCUUGUCAUGGAAAUUAUUAAACAUAUAUUUAGCCUACACUUUAAGGUGUCUGCCUUCCUAUCCCAAGGCAGAUUGCAAUGUGUCAGUUACUCUACAAUAUUAAAAUUCCAACAUUUAAAAAUAAACUGAUCAGUGAUAAAACCACCCAAAUGUAGAUCAGAAUAACAAAUUCUUCAGGGCUUUCCUGAAGGCUAAUGGAGGGGGGGGCACCUCAUUCCUUGAGGUGUGUGUUCCAGAAAUAUGGGAUGGGGGAACUUGUGGACUAGUGAGCCAGGUCUUGGUUGCUGAUUUCUACCUGGGUACAGGCUGUCCUUUAUCCUGCCCCUCUAUUGAAAUGGAAUUCCCAAGCACUGCCAGACUGCAUACUUGACCCUUUAUGGGGUCUGUAAUUAUGGCCUUAUGAUCCAAGUUGAAAGUUUGCAGAAGAUGCCAUCCAGGCAGAGGCUGCCUUGUCCUUCCCCACCUCCUGCCUAGUUCAGCUUCGCACCUCCUGCACACCAGGACACUUUCUGCUCUGGGAUCGAGUUUUAUUUUGUCUUAAGAAGUUCCUAGUAUUAUUAUGUGUCUUACUUUUGUCUGAUCUUUUUUAAUUAUUGCAAGCUACUCUGGGUGUGUAAAAAGUUAUAAAAUGAAGUAGCUCAGAGACUCCCAAGAGGAGCUUCUUUUCUUUCAGUUUUGGUCUUAAAUUAACUAUGUUAAUGACCCAAAUCAAAACCUUGUUAUACCAACCACUCAAUAUUCUCAGUGGAGAGGGUACAUUAAGUAGUAUGUUUAAACGCUGAAUGUGUAAGUUUUAUGUGCAGUCAGUGGAUAAAACAAACAGCAUUAGAUGUACUGCUGGAUAAGUGUUUAAUAGCUCUUGUAUUUGUUUAAAAAACAAUUUAAAAUUGUUAAAAUAAAAAUAAAGGGGAAAGCAUUCUGAAGGGCAAACAUUCUGAAAUGGCACCUACUGCUCCUGCCAGCCAUUAUAACCCUUCAACCCACUAAUACUUUUAGGUCAUCCAGAAAAACAAGCCCUCCUCUCAUCUUAUAAUUGCCCCAAUCUUCAUACAGAGUAAAAGAAAGAACUGGCAUUAUAGGAAACCGAUACAGGUUUUUUUGGGAUUGCAGCUGGGCCCGUUUAAACUCCUCCUUACUCAGCUUCGCUUGGCAAUUUGUGGGCAGCCACUGCAGGAAACAGGUGGGCUCUUGUUUUGGUCCAGCGUAGUUUUUCUCACUUGGAGUGUUGCUGUGGGAAGAAGGUGCUGCUUCUUAGUUGCUGUUAGUUUAAGAGUUGUAGGUUUUCACCUCUAUGAAAUGCCUCCUCAUGUCUUAGCGGAAGGACAAGGGACUUGUGCUAUUUUACCUUUCGUUAAUUUUACCCUUUCAAUGGUUUCUGGACCUUCCUUCCCCAAAGAAGAAACAGAACUGGGGCUUUUAGUGUCACUCAGAUCUCCUUUUCCUCAAAUGGCAUUGGGGUGUUUUUUCUUCCAAGCCUGGGGGCUGGGCUGGACUGGACUGGACUUGAGUGAGGGAGGAGGAACAGGCCAGUUUCCAUGGGCUGCUCUUUCCAGGGUGGCUUUUGUGACCACCAGCCACUGCCACCUUGUAGCAGGCCAUGAAUGGUGCUUUCUAAAGUUAAGCUUCAUUUUUCAGGUGUAGUUCCUGUACGUUGAAAUAAUUUGACUGUUUCCAGCCAUGUCUUAAGGUGUUUUUUUUCCCCUUUCAACUUUGCAGGUUGGUGACAUCGUGAAGGUCACAAGGAUGAAUAUCAAUGGUCAAUGGGAAGGUGAAGUUCAUGGUAGAAAAGGGCUCUUUCCUUUCACACACGUCAAAAUAAUUGACCCUCAGAAUCCUGAUGAAAACGAAUGAUUCCUGUUGGCCCAUUUCUCUGUUGCUGCUUCAUUUUCCUGGCUAUCAUGAGCAUCAUCGGAAGUGCAAUGAUGACUGUUAAUGGCGCCUUGUAAGCAUUGUCCAUUUUUUCCAGCUUGCUGCAAUUUGACAGCCCUGUAGUAUCUGUUUGGAAUGCAUACAGCUGAAGUUGCUUGUGGGCCCUCGUGUGGCAAUGACGUCGUCCAAAACUUAAAAGUAUCACCUGGAAGGAUUUUGGACCUUGAGCUCCAGAAGAUUGGUGAUGUCACCCAGGCAGAAGAACAGGGGGUGGAACUUCAGCUGACCUGGCCAAGGUUUCUGUCCAUGGGCAACAUUCUACUCAGGAGGAGAAUUCUAAGCAACUUUGUCCAGAACCUACGUAAUUUUAUUUUUCCUUCCAGGGCAGGGAACACUUGAUUUGAGAGGAAAUAAUCUAAGCAGUUAGAAUAAUAGUGUCUUUAGGCUAUAAUUGAUGCUUGUGUAUUAUUAGCAAGACAGUUCUGUGAGUUUGUCGUUGACCUAGAAACAAGUUUGGGAUGGCGGCAAAAUGUCAUUUUAAGGAAUUGCAUUGAGCAGGGUCUUCUAUUUAUAACCGUGACACAUAACUGGUCUGUUUUGCCAUACACUUGUCUAAAAUGUUGCUGUUUUGUUUGCAAAACCAUGGCAGUUUGUUUUUUUUAAGCUGAAUCUGACAGUCACUAGAUGCAAGAUUUUAAAAGAUAGUCUUUCACAAGCUUGGUUGAAAUUGGCACUUUCUGCCUCUUUUAAAAAGCAAAACCACCAACCUUUGAUAAUCUCCAAUGGGAAUAUAGACGUAAUGAAAAGUUUUUACCAUUUAAACCUUUUAACUCUCCUGUGCCCUUCUGUACAAAUGUCUCUGUUAGAUUCUAACUAUCAUAACGAGGAAUGGUAAAUGCAGAAACUUGAAUGUGGGUUUUGUCAUUUGAAGAACUGACUCUCUAGAUGAUGAUUUUUAAAAGUUUAGUUGGCACGUGUUGUCUCUUGAGGAUUUUGGACUUCUGAGGAGCCUCAUGUUCAACUCAGUAUUAAAGUGCCUUAAUUUGGGAUGAAAGUUGCUGAAGGGGAUGCCGUUUCAGCUUUAAGGUCUGCAGAGAAGCAGUUCAGUUCACUGAUCCUUAAAACCCUGUAGUGACUGUUGAUGGUCUGAAGAAGCACGAUUUUACUGCCAAACAUACUGUGAAUUAGGCUAGCCUUGAUACUCCCGGAAAGCAUUUUCCCACCUUAGGUGCUAAGACCCUCCGUGAUGGACAGCAGCACAGUUGUCCUAGAGAAUAGCCAGGCAGGUGCCCCUCUUGAUCUGUCUUGAGUUACGGUGGAGUAGUACUACUGAGCUUUGUGUUUAGGAAUAUUUAAGCUGCAAUAAAUGUCAGUCUGCCAUAAUAAGAUAAUCCUACUACAUAGAGGCCCUCACUCUCCCGAGCUGUCCUUAAAUGACAGCUUAUAGAUAUAGAUUGUGUGCAACUUCUGCCUUGAAAAGCUGCAGAAGCAGCACUUGUGUGUGCGUUUGUGCGUGUGUGUGCAUGAUGGGAUGCUUUUUAUUUACCCUACUCUCAGCAGGCAGCGAGGAGUCUGAUGUUGGAGCCAAGGAGCUGUUGCUUCCUUGACUCUGUCAUCAGACUCUUUGCUGCCUGGUAAACUAAUGUUAGGAUUGCAAAUAAGAAUCUCUGCACAUGAGUGUCUGUUAACCAGGACCACAAGCAAGACUAGCUGGUGGCUUCUGAGGCAGGUGAGAGCUUUUAAGUCCACCUGAAGCCAAAGAGUGGCUUCUGUCAUGGCUAACGAGUGCAGCUCAAGUGUAGCACACUAAGUUGAUUUUGAUGGUAAAACUUGCAUCAAAAUGUUUAUUUGCUAUUUUAUUAUGAUAAAAAUAUUUUCAUACUAAAAAAAACCCAACCAACCAUGUUUAAUCUGUCUGUAAACGUCACCAGUUUUUCCUCUUGGCUUCUGGCUGGGCUGUGUCUCGGAGAAGCUGCUGUCCCUUCCUGGGGCUAGUUUCCGGUUAAUCGUAAGACCUCAUCAAUCUAUGCAUUACGAUGUAAGGUGCCAAAAAGCCUUGCAGUGCAAUCCUUGGCAUGUUUACUCAAAGUCAGUCCCAUUUAUCUCAGUAAGCCUUGCUCCCUCAGUGAGUGUGCAUAGGGUUGGGUUUCAAAUUAGCAAUCGGUUGAAAUGUCUGCUGUCAAAACCAUCUUGGGAAGGUUUUCCCUUAUCCUGCUGUACAGAUGAAUGGAUCCCUGAUCGAGGGGGGAACUGGCAAAAGUGCCGAUAGAGAUCAUGAUUGUUUACAAAUCAGGCAGGAAUGCAUCAAAGGGAAUCUCCUGUUUGGUUGGGCCUCUUGGGGGGCCCCCGACCAUUAUUUUUUUGUAAAGGGACAGAAAGCGUUCGCUGUGCCAUUUCAUGUGCCUGCAAUAACUUUUUGUAUUGUAUAAUGAACAUUCUGGAACUGGGUUGGCUGUCCUGUGUGUGUAGUGAUUUACUCUGAUGUCUCUAGCAGAACGCGAAACUUGACUGCUCUCUUCCCUUGUGGGACCAGUAGAAGCGUUCUGGGGAGCUGUAAAUGUUCCUCUUGACCUAGUUUGGGUUGUUAUAAAUGCAAACAUAUCCGGACCCAUUUUUUGCAGAGGGGGAAAAAAAGGUGGCCUUGUACUUAAAAGACAGUCUUCACUGUGCAAACAUUUUUACAUAAUGGAAGUAUCAUUUGAAUUUCAGGCAAUAAUGUGUUAUGCUUUAAGCCUUAUUGUGGGGAUCAUCAUAGCUUGUUUUUAUUUUAUUUUGUGCUACAGAAUUAACAGUAUUAAAUAUAUUCUUAGAACACACACAGUGUCUUUUGUUAAAAUUAAUGCCUUUUUUGUUUUCUUAGUUUACUUCACUGGAGGUCCCACACCCAGCCAUUGCCCAGUUUGCGUACUCUCAAUAAAACAUGCAUCCAACUUGC